Messenger RNA from Colletotrichum costaricense, 954 nucleotides. RefSeq names its product brix domain-containing protein. Gene Ontology annotation, molecular function: snoRNA binding; rRNA primary transcript binding. Gene Ontology annotation, cellular component: nucleolus; Mpp10 complex; small-subunit processome. The coding region runs from base 1 to 954 and encodes 317 amino acids. Gene Ontology annotation, biological process: rRNA processing. The transcript has 4 exons. NCBI's taxonomy places the organism in Eukaryota, Fungi, Ascomycota, Sordariomycetes, Glomerellales, Glomerellaceae. The record is from RefSeq and is a predicted model, not a curated record.
AUGAUCCGGAAACAGGCCCGACAACGGCGCGACUACCUCUAUCGCAAGGCGCUUAUAUUGAAAGAGGCGGAGACGACCGAGAAGCGCGCCCAGCUACGAUCUGCUCUUGCUUCUGGCAAGCCCAUCGACCCCGAAAUCGCAAAGAACAAGGCACUGCGGAAAGACUACCAAUAUGACGAGUCGCGACCCGAUCGAACAGUCGAUGAAGAGAUGGAUCUCGACGACGAAUACUCCCAGCUGUCGGGAAUCUCGGAGCCACGGCUUUUGGUUACAACUUCAAGAGACCCGUCCUCAAGGCUUUCAGCCUUCUCCAAAGAGAUCAGAUUGCUCUUCCCUACAUCCGUUCGGCUCAAUCGUGGAAAUUUGAUUCUUCCGGACAUUGUGCAGUCUAGCAAGUCCAACGGGCUCACAGACAUUGUCCUCCUUCACGAACAUCGCGGUGUACCGACUGCCAUGACGUACGCACUUUAUAUUGAAUCCAAGAAGAGCCACCAGCUGACGAACCUCUCUAACAGCAUUUCUCAUCUUCCCCACGGCCCUACGCUAUCCAUGUCGCUCCACAACGUUGUACUCAGAGCAGAUAUACCCGGAAGUAUCAGAGGAUCCGUCUCAGAGGCUUUCCCACGGUUAAUAUUUGAGGGUUUCAAGAGCCGGCUUGGACAGCGGAUCGUGAAGAUCCUGAAACAUCUUUUCCCUCCGCUCGAUCCCCCGACCACCAAGGCUAAGGUAGGGUCAAGGGUAGUGACAUUUGUGAACAAUGAAGACUCCAUUGAAGUCAGACAUCACGUUUUUGUCCGGACUUCGUACGAUUCUGUCGAGCUCGCUGAGGUUGGACCUCGGAUGACGAUGCGCCCCUUCGAGAUUCGCGGUGGAACCUUGGAAAACAAGGAUGGCGAUGUUGAGUGGCACCUUACACAGUACACUCGUACUGGUAGAAAGAAGGAGUACCUGUGA